This is a messenger RNA of Pseudovirgaria hyperparasitica, 1046 nucleotides long. RefSeq lists its product as uncharacterized. The transcript has 3 exons. The record is from RefSeq and is a predicted model, not a curated record. The coding region runs from base 257 to 949 and encodes 230 amino acids. NCBI's taxonomy places the organism in Eukaryota, Fungi, Ascomycota, Dothideomycetes, Acrospermales, Acrospermaceae.
CGCAUCCUUCACGCCGCAUUUCACGCUGGUCCCGAUCAGGUAAACGGCAUCAAAACUUCCAACGAACGGGGACUUUGUCUAGAACAUGGGACAAAUUGCAUGGUUUACAAUGCCAGGAAAACAGCUGAGCACACAUGGAUGAGUUGUCAACGUCGCUGUCCGCCACCCUCAAUGUAAAAUACAGCUCAUUCGGCGGUCCCUCAGCGUUCAAGUCUCUCUUCCAGGAUCUCUGGUUCCUAGCCUCAAACACAUCAGCAUGCAUCUGAAUCUCCGCACUGCCACGGAUGAGGAUCUCGAUCAUCUAGCCACCAUCAUGUGUGCCGCCUUUCCUGCGGAUCCGCAGUGGGACUACCGCUUUCCGCGCCGCAAGGACUAUCCAGAAGACCACUAUAAGGCCACGCGUGAGAUGUGUGAGUCUAUGCUGAAGGAAAAAGGCGUUUGUAUAAACGUUGUCACCACACCGGUCAAGAUCAAAGGCAAGGAGUAUGAGCGGCCAAUAGCACUCGCUGUAUGGGAACUGCACUAUGAAAAAACCAGCACUUUUACGGAUGUUGUCAAAUGCGCUCCUCGCCGAGAUGCCGAUCCCAAACGGAUGGACGCAUUCGACAAUGCCACCUUAAAGGCGAAGACUGAGUAUUUCGACCAUGUCUAUGGUGACCAACAAAUUCAUCUCCGUAUUCUGGGAACGCACCCGGACUUCCAGCGAUGUGGUGCUGGUUCUCAACAUUGCCGUUGGGGGAUGAAUUUGGCGCAUAAGCAUGAAGUUCCUGUCACCAUUCUCAGUAGUCCACUCGGACAACAGCUGUAUACACAUCUUGGCUUUGAUCACUUAGCUUACUUCCCAGUUCACGUGCAGGGAGAAGAAGAGCAAUUAUCGGUGGGAGUCAUGGUCAAACAUUGUGGUGGGCAAUAUAUGGCCGCUUCUCAGGGCGCUAAGUUAUUGGCGUGAAGGCAUAAAGCAGAAAGUUACAUAAUAGAUCCCCACGAAUUAAUGCUUUCUAGUCUCAUUGACACAAGGCGAUAAGAGGCUGUAUCAGGGUCUCACC